AUGGCAUCUAGAAGAGUAUUAGACAACGACGAAGCCAGAACUGCCCACAACGUAUUGGUGUUCUACCUCCACCAACAUUUAACCGACUACGACAUUAAAGAGUUGAAGGAACUGUUCAGAGAUACGCCACUAACUCCGCGACAGAUCGGGAAAAUUAACACUGUGUUCGACCUAUUUGAAUAUCUUCUUAUCUAUGAGAAGAUUUCAGUAGGAAACUAUGAACAAUUUACACCGAGAUUAAGAAUGGUUAAUCCUAGAUUGGCUAAUUAUGUGAAAGCACAAGAAGACAUAAUCAGAGGCAUCCUAAAUGAAGGUGAGAAAUGACAAUUCAGUAACAUUUAUCAAAAAAUCCAUGCUGACUUAAGACCCUUGAUAGCUAAAGCUAAAGAGAGGAUCAAAACGGAAAAAAGGGAGAAACAGUUUUUGGAGACCAAAGCAUUUCAUGAUGCUCAAGACAAACUCAGAAAGAAAAGAGUCAUAAUAAUCAAGGGUAAUACUGGAGACGGCAAGACUUCAACUUCCAUUCAACUCAUGGACUGGCUGAUCAAGGAGCAGCAAUGCAGACAACCUCUUCAACUUCAUAAAAUUAAGAAAUUAGAUUUAUUGUCUCCAAACUCGAAUCUGGUUACUUUUAUUGAUGAUAUGUUUGGGGAGAAAAAUGUAGGUAGUAUUGACGUACAAGAAUGGAACAAAAGAAUCACCGAUGUAAAAACACUUUUUAUUGAUGAUCAAAGCAAUCCCAAUUUUUUGCUUGUUACUAUUCGUAAUGAAAUAUUUAAUGUUUUAGGAAAGCGGUCCUUCGAACCAGUGUUCACCAAAGAUAACACCAUUGAUUUCAGUUCUGUUAAAUAUCAAAUAUCAGAGGAAAGAAAAGAACUUCUAAAUAUGUAUAAACCAGACAAUAUUUCCUGGACAGAGAAGGAAAUAGAGAGCAUUUUGACAUGUGCUUCGGGCAUCGGGUUUCCUCAAUGCUGUCAGCUUUUCUAUAAGUCUGUGAAAUUGCAGGAGAAACGUGCCAAAUUUUUUGAGAAACCUUAUGAAUUUUUUAUCAAAGCAUUGUCAAGAUUACCAGAAUGUUCUGCCAUUUUGUUUCUCUUCCUCAAUGAAGGGAAGAUAAAAGUGAAAGAUUUAGAUCCAAACAGUGAUAAAAUCAACAAAACAUUGUUAGAGGAAUCAUUUGAUAUUAAUUUGAUUGAUGGUGAGGAGGACAAAUCCUCAUUGACUUACAAGAAAAAGGUAGGAUUUGUUAAAGAAAGUUUAGACAGAUUGUUAGAUUUUUUAGUGGUGAAGGAUAAACCAACGUGCUUUCAUGAUGAAGAAUACAGAUUUAAUCAUGAUUCUGUACAUGUCACAGUGGCUCUUUUGUAUGGGGAGAAAACAACAUGUGGCUAUAUACAGAAUUGUCCCUCAAAAUUCCUCAGUUAUCUUACCAUCUCAAAAACGUCUUCAAACAUGAUUGUCAUAUCAUCUGAUCAUUACGCAUGUCUGUGUGAACGUCUACUCCGAGAGUUUGAGUGUAAAGAGUCUCUUUAUGAUAUUAUGAUUGGCUCUCUAGAUGUAUGGAAAGAUUCUGUAUUUGUUGUACGAUUUUUCAGGUUGUUAAAUGAGAGAAAAGUUGAUAAGCUUGCUGUGUUAAAUAAAGCAUGUCGUUAUUGUGUAAAAGAAUGUGUUAUAGAUCUUCUGAAUGAGGGAGUCAAACCUGACGAGGACACACCAUUAUGGUCAUUGAUUACAGGAAGUACGUAUGGUGUUGGUAAGGGAGAUGUUGAUGUACUUAAGAAAGUUGCUGGAUACCUGAAUGAUGAGAUAAAGAUUGAAUUGUUGAAUAAAGCAUGUGAAUCUGGUUCGGAAGAAUGUGGUUUAUAUCUUCUGAGUGAGGGAGUGAAACCUGCAAAUGACAUACUGAUGUAUGUGGCGUGGGGAGGAAACGUGGAAUUGUUACAUAACUUACUGCUGUAUGACGUCAAUCCAACAGAGAAGUUUGAGUACAAUCACAACGUCUUGCAUAAGGCGUGUCUGACGGGAAAAGAAGAAAUGGUGACUGAGUUGUGUGAUAGAUAUCCAUACUUGGUACAUGACACUGAUGAUGGUGGACAAACUCCACUCCAUGUUGCAGCAGCGAAAGGAAGCAUUUCUAUAUUCCAGAUAGUGGAGAGAACUAUACUUGAAACCUUGUAUAAACAUCAACAACACAAGUGUGAGACGAUAGACGGACGUAUUGUACACAGGAAUUGUGUGUGUGCUCAGCACAUUUCUCAGUUAGUGGAUAAUGAUGGGUGGACUGUGUUACAUGUUAGUUGUUUGCAAGGACACAGGGAAAUCUGUGUAUAUUUAUGUGAAUACUUUCCAUCACUGAUCACAGCUGUCGAUAAUGGGGGACGGACUGUGUUACAUUGGAGUUGUGAGAGGGGAUACAAGGAGAUUUGCUUAUAUUUAUGCAAGAACUUCCCAUCACUGACCACUGCUGUAGAUAACCGUGGCCGUCAUUGUCUACAUCAAGUAGCUGAGUCAUAUUGGGCAGAUGUAGACACAUUCAUUGAGUGUGAGACUCACAUAAAACAAUACUUAGAAUCAACAGGAGGUAAAUAUGACAUCACAACCAUACUUGACGAGGAUGGAAAAUCUGUUUUAGACUUGGCAAAAGAAAGGAAAGAAACAAGGUCAAAGCUUGGAUUUCCAGCAGACAACCGUUUGUUUGAUCAUCUCAUUAAAGUGUUCGGUAAAUAAAUUUGCCGUUACUUUUUCAAUGCUGAUAAUCAAUG
Ylistrum balloti is the source of this 2762-nucleotide messenger RNA. RefSeq lists its product as uncharacterized. The record is from RefSeq and is a predicted model, not a curated record. Gene Ontology annotation, molecular function: transmembrane transporter binding. Gene Ontology annotation, biological process: negative regulation of delayed rectifier potassium channel activity; neuronal action potential. Gene Ontology annotation, cellular component: synapse; membrane; axon initial segment. Lineage: Eukaryota; Metazoa; Mollusca; Bivalvia; Pectinida; Pectinidae. The transcript has 4 exons.